Messenger RNA from Paracoccidioides lutzii Pb01, 2070 nucleotides. Its product is annotated as serine/threonine protein phosphatase 2A. Gene Ontology annotation, cellular component: protein phosphatase type 2A complex. Gene Ontology annotation, biological process: signal transduction. The coding region runs from base 1 to 2070 and encodes 689 amino acids. Gene Ontology annotation, molecular function: protein phosphatase regulator activity. The transcript has 7 exons. The record is from RefSeq and is a predicted model, not a curated record.
AUGAAGGGUUUUAGGCAGAGAGUUCACGAACAGCUGUCCCGUGCAAAAGAUUCAAACAAAUCUUCCAAGAAGAAGGAUUCGUCGUCCGGAACGCCCUCUCCAGGGCAGAACACACUCUCUAGUUCGUCAGGCCCCGGCCAUUCCCCGGCGAAUUCCAAUCAUGGCACACCUACAUCGUCGACCACCACGGUGAACGAUAUUAAGGGGAAGCCUGGAAUGCAGGGGGAAUCUGGCGGGGCCCCAGUCGGCGCUAUUCAUCAUAAUGCUCCAGGUCCGACGGCACCUCCCCAAAGCGCGCAUCAUUUUAUGCCCCAUGGUCAAAAUAUGGGAGGAGCACAUACGGGUCAGAUGCCCGGGAAUGGUCCUGGAACACCAAUUAGACAGCUGCAGCCACUUGCACCAAGCGUAAUCAUUAGCCCCAGUGCACCGCACAUCCCUCCACCUGGUGCUGCAGAAACUAUGCCUGGCGAUCUUCAGCCACCUAAAGCUGGCGCAAAAUCCCAUGUAUUCGACCGAUUACAAACAACACCCAAGGAUGUUCCGGAGGGCAUUAGGACGCCAAAACGUCAACACUCGUCGAGGUUUGAUGUAUCGGACCAGCGCCAGAGAGAAUUGGAAAAACUGCCUGGCUUUCACGAAGUUCCUCCGAACCGGCGCCAGGAUUUGUUCAUGCAAAAGAUCGACCAGUGCAAUAUCAUAUUCGACUUCAACGACCCAACAGGCGAUAUGAAAUCCAAAGAAAUCAAGCGACUGGCCCUGCAUGAACUAUUAGACUACGUUGCCAAUAACAGAUCCGUCAUCACUGACCCCAUGUACCCGCGAGUGGUGGAUAUGUUUGCCAAAAACCUAUUUCGUCCUAUUCCCCCGCCAGUGAACCCACAAGGAGACGCGUUUGACCCAGAAGAGGAUGAACCUGUUCUUGAAGUUGCGUGGCCUCAUAUCCAGGUGGUUUAUGAAUUUUUCUUGAGGUUCAUCGAGAGCCAAGAUUUCAAUACCAACAUAGCGAAAGCGUAUAUUGACCACCAGUUCGUUCUACAAUUACUGGAACUCUUUGAUUCCGAAGACCCACGCGAACGAGACUUCCUGAAAACCACACUCCACCGUAUCUACGGUAAAUUCCUUAACCUACGCUCAUACAUUCGACGGUCGAUCAACAAUGUUUUUUUCCAGUUUAUGUACGAGACGGAACGCUUUAAUGGAGUAGCAGAGCUGCUCGAGAUUCUUGGAUCUAUAAUUAAUGGCUUUGCCCUCCCGCUCAAGGAGGAGCACAAGCUCUUCUUAACGCGUGUUUUGAUUCCCCUCCACAAGGUGAAGAGUCUAAGCAUGUACCACCCUCAGUUGGCCUAUUGCAUAGUCCAGUUCCUAGAAAAGGAUUCAUCUCUUACUGAAGAGGUUGUCCUGGGGCUGCUUCGGUACUGGCCCAAAGUAAAUAGCACGAAAGAGGUCAUGUUUUUGAAUGAAGUCGAGGAUAUCUUCGAAGUCAUGGACCCUGCGGAAUUCGCAAAAGUCCAGGAACCUCUUUUUAACCAAUUGGCAAAAUCGGUUGCUAGCCCUCAUUUCCAGGUGGCCGAACGAGCAUUAUACUUUUGGAACAAUGAAUACUUCUGCAAUCUUGUAACGGAUAAUGUAGAAACUAUUCUCCCUAUUAUGUUUGCGCCCCUCUACGAAAAUUCAAAAGGCCAUUGGAACAGAACUAUCCAUUCCAUGGUCUACAACGCGAUGAAGCUAUUUAUGGAAAUCAGUCCUCAAUUAUUCGACGACUGCUCCCAUGACUAUACAGAGCUUCAAUCCACAGCAGAAGCCCGGGAGAAGAACCGCCAGAGCAAAUGGGACAGGCUGCAGCAGCUAGCACAAUCUAGACAGAGCACCGCAGGGACGUCUUCGCUGGCUCAUACAUCCUCUUCUGAGGAACAAGGACAAUCGUCUCACGUAGAUGAUAUGGACACGGCUACACAUGAUAGCCAGCAGAGGCUUAAUGCUCUCAAGCUGCAGGAUGAGUCUAAUGCGAAUAAGGAGCGGAGGUUACGGGAACACGAGGGGCAGAAUUCGGUUAGUGUUCUUGCGAGCUGA